AUGGCGAGCAAAUUCUGGGGAGGAAGCGAUGGCAGUAGCGAAGAGAGCACGGAUUACUCUUCCGACGAUUCGACGUCGACGUCGUCGUCGUCGUCGUCGUACAGCUCCAGUUCUGAUUCAGAUCAUGGCCCAUCUAAAUACUUGCAAGAUGACAGUUCAGAUAGCUCAGAGGAUGAAAGGCGUAUCAUACGCAGUACAAAGGAAAAACAAUAUGAGACGCUGAAGCAGUGCACGCUGGGGAUCCGGCGUGCAACAACGGCAAGGGAUUGGCCAUCUCUCCUCGGUCUCCUGGACGGGUUCCACAAGCAGUUUUUGAAGAGCACGCAGUCUUCUACGCGGACAGGUAGCAGUUUGAAACUCUUCGCUCGAACGUUAGUAUCUUUGGCUGCUGAGCUGGAUAUAUGUUCACAAGAACCGGAGUUCAAGAAGCAAAUGUCUACUUCGCAGGCAAAGGCGUUCAAUUCACUGAAUCAAAGAGUUAAGAAGCACAUUCGUGCGAUCGAACCUGCCGACGUUGCUGCCGCGGAGCUUUUCCUGAAGACAGGCGAAGCCUCAGACAGUGACACCACAUCAGAAACAAUCGACGACACAAAAGAGAAAAUUCCAUUAGAUCCAGCUGAGAAAUCUAUGCAAGAUAUCAUGAAUAUUCCCAAAGAGGACGUCACGUUUGAAAUGAUCGAUUCGAAGCUCAAAGAUAUCGCCAUGUCUCGAGGAAAGAAAGGCGUCGACAGGACACGUGUAGUCGAGCAGUUGAGGUAUAUUUCAACCCUAUCAAAGUGCCCUGCGCAAGAGGUUGAGGUACUUUUGCAUAUUAUCAGUGCACAAUUCGACCUGACUGGUAGCAUGUCGACAUUUAUGCCGGUCCCUGUGUGGCGCAGUUGUUUAAGCAAUGUACUCAGCAUUUUACAGUUAUUGAAAUCGAAUAGCCACAUCUCACUAGUGGAUGAAGAAGAGAUAGCUAUACGCCCAUCAAAUGACGAGAUCAUUGCAGGAGCAAACAUUCAACUUCGUGGAUCUCUUUGUGCUUUCACUGAGCGCUUGGACGACGAAUACACCAAGUCGCUACAAUGCAUUGAUGCACAUACAAAGGAUUACGUCAAUAGACUGCAAGACGAGGGGAUGUUACUCAUUCUUCUUUCGCAAAUUACUGAAUUCUAUAGAAACAAGAACACGAAGCACGUCGCGAGUUUGUCUCUGCGGCUUUUGGAGAAGUUGUACUGUAAACGCUGUCAUUCACACGAAGCACUCAGGAAAUACACCACUUCGAAAAUUCAUUGUUCGGCGAACAAUGACACCGUCGAACCUAGUCAUCAAAACUCCGAAGUUGAAAUGUUUGCCACUUCUUUUGAAUUCCCUGCUGAAGGACUCUUCACAACGAUUGAGAUGUUGGCUACUUACAUUUACAAGCAUGGUGAUGAGCGGGCCAAAGCCCGUGCGCUCCUUUGUCAAAUUUUCAGUGAGGCACUUCGUGGAGAUUUCAAAACAGCGAAAGACUUGCUUCUUAUGUCACAUUUGCAAGAAGUUAUUCAAUACAUGGACAUUAGCACGCAAAUCCUUUUCAAUAGAACAGUUGCACAACUAGGAAUAUGUGCCUUUGAGCGUGGCAAUUUCGUCGAAGCAUUCACUUACUUGUCCGAAUUGUGCGCAAGCGGGCGAGCAAAGGAGCUACUUGCACAAGGCUCAACACAAGCUCGGUUUGAGCGUUCUGCGGAACAAGAAAAGCUUGAAAGACGGCGUCAGAUACCUCAUCAUCUGCACAUCAAUAUUGAUCUCAUCGAAAGUAUAUUUCUCACAUGUUCAAUGCUGUUAGAGGUUUCAGACUUGUUCUGCACGAGAAAGACGAGACCUUUUCCACGUAAUUUCAUGCGAGUCAUCGAGAAUCAUCGUAGGCAACUUUUUACAGGUCCACCAGAUGGAGCACGUGAUACUAUUAUGGUAGCAACCCAAAUGUUACUCACUGGAAACUAUCACGUGGCAUCGCAGCUUGUUCUCAAUUUAUCAGUAUGGAAUUCUUUGCCCGAAUCAAAGGAAAGGAUAGUUCGCCUCAUAGAUGAACAGCUCAAAAUAGAAGCUAUCCGACUUUAUUUGCAUCAGUUUGCGGAACAGUACACGUCUGCAAGCGUCAGUAUUCUUGCCGAAAUGGUCUCAAUGAGUGAAGAGAAAGUGCGUUCCAUUGUGAACUCGAUGAUAGCUAAUGAAGAGGUUCCAGCAGUCUUCUAUGAUGUUGCACAAAGUGUAUCUUUAAGUCAAGUGGCUCACUCACGACUGCAAGUCGCUGCAAACACUUUUUCUGAGAAAGUCCUCGUCUUGCUGGACGCAAGUGAACGGGCAUUGGAUCGCCAUAUCGGUUCGAAGAAUAUCAGUUACCAGGAGGAUGAUGAACCAAUUGCUCGAUCUCGACGGCAGGUGAAGAACUCAGCUGACGCUGACGAGUAUCAGUCGCGACGGUCCAGAAGUGAACGCAGCCGUUUUUUCACCUUUGAAGUGCCUGACCGCGGUUUGAAGGGAAAGCAGCGUGAUUCAUACGGUAAUUUUUCGCGCAAGAAGACGUCACGUGAGUUUGCCACGAGAGGUGGAGGGAAAUUUACGUGA
Messenger RNA from Ostreococcus lucimarinus CCE9901, 2592 nucleotides. RefSeq names its product Eukaryotic translation initiation factor 3 subunit 8 (gene Eif38). Gene Ontology annotation, molecular function: translation initiation factor activity; RNA binding; translation initiation factor binding. The transcript has 4 exons. The record is from RefSeq and is a predicted model, not a curated record. Gene Ontology annotation, cellular component: eukaryotic translation initiation factor 3 complex. Gene Ontology annotation, biological process: translational initiation. Lineage: Eukaryota; Viridiplantae; Chlorophyta; Mamiellophyceae; Mamiellales; Bathycoccaceae. Bases 1 to 2592 code for a protein of 863 amino acids.